AUGCCUAUUUAUAUCGAUAAUGACUCUGACCUUGCUAGACUCAUUAUUAUAGACUUGCAUUGCAACAAUGCUCACUGUGGCAAAGAUUACAUACUGUCUCUGGCUAGACAGAAAUAUUGGAUCCCGCAGCCAUCAAGAGCAAUUAAGAAGUACAUAAAAGAUUGUACUAUUUGUAAGAGAUGCCAAGGCAUGCCUUUUGGAGCUCCAGAGAUGCCACCACUACCAUCAGAUAGGGUGACAAUAAGCAAACCGUUUCAAAACGUAGGAUGUGAUUUUAUGUUUCUCAGUAGUUUUAUUGGAUUUGUAUGGCGUAGAGGUGUACCUCUUUUAAUGAGAACAGACUGUGGAUCAAAUUUCAAACUUGGUCAGAAAAUAAUUGAAAAGUUGUUCGAAAGUGAUGAAACAACAGGGAAUUCAGUAAUGAAUUACUGUGCCUCGGAGGGCAUUAAAUGGAUUUUUAACCCACCAGCAUCUCCAUGGAUGGGUGGUGUAUGGGAAAGGCUUGUUGGAUCUGUGAAAAGAAGUUUCCAAAAGUCAGUUGGAAGAAAGAAACUGUCAUUUGAACAGAUGGCUACUGUAGUCACUCGUAUAGAGGCAAUUAUAAAUACGCGUCCACUCACAAAACUCUCAGCAACUGAUCUUUCUGAAAUUCCACUCAGACCUAUUGAUUUUCUACAAGGAAAUUUCAAAUUCUCAAUUCCAAACUCGGAAAUGUCCAACUUCAGAAACGAUCCCACAUUUGAGCCAGAGUUGAUACAGACAGCUGCUCGAGCUUAUGAAGCGCUUGCAUCUUCAGAAAACAUUGCAACAAAGUUCUGGGAGAAAUGGAACACUGAAUAUCUUACUAUUUUACGUGACAGCCAUAGAUUUCAAUUGAAUCAGAAACGUCAUGUGAAUAAAACCCCACAAGUCGGCGAAAUUGUUUUGGUUGAACAGGAAUUACUGCCCAGAGGACAAUGGGUAUACGGUAAAGUAGAAGAUUUAGUACGAAGCGCAGAUGGCAUGAUAAGGACCGCUAAAAUUCUAAUGUCUAGCCGCAAAAUUUUGCAGAAACCAGUUAAUAAAAUAUACCCUCUAGAAAUUCGUUCAGUGCCUGACAACCAGCAAUCGGUUGAACGAAACUCUGAGAUCAUGGAUAAUGAUAUCCAUAUCCUAACUACAACUCAGUCUAGGAAUCAUCUAGCCAGAACCUCCAAAUCUCGCGCUUUAGACGUCAUUCGAGAAUUCGAAACAGACCUCGACAGAUCGAUGACCCCUACAUCUGCUCGAUCAACAGUAUCCUGCCUAAUAACGGCAAUGUUAUCCUUGUUUCUAAUCAACCCUGAUAAUGCGCAACUAAACACCAGUAUUACUUGUAAUGAAGGUAUCGCGUUUAUAACACCUCCUAGAGGACAAUUCGAAUUGUGCUUUGGUCAUGAAUGCAAGUCAUUCAAAAAUGUUACGGAAGAAAUUAGGUAUACUCUUCCUGUUUCACCAUUGGACAAGUCUGUAACGGUUAAACUACGUUUCUACUUGGGAAACGAAAUAAUAACAAUGAUCGAAAAAUGUGAGCGUCAUGAAUUUUGCGCAGCAUCUUCAACAAUAUUGAGUAGAGCACUCUUAGGAAAUCCACACUGUUGGCCAUUUGGCGCCAUUCUUACUGUAUCCAUAAUCUUGUACUCUAUUCCCGCAGCAAUGAUUGGUGUGGUCCAUACGCAAAUGCCGAAAACAAAGGCGGAGAAGUACUAA
This is a messenger RNA of Necator americanus (New World hookworm), 1728 nucleotides long. RefSeq lists its product as uncharacterized. Gene Ontology annotation, molecular function: nucleic acid binding. The coding region runs from base 1 to 1728 and encodes 575 amino acids. Gene Ontology annotation, biological process: DNA integration. The transcript has a single exon. The record is from RefSeq and is a predicted model, not a curated record. Lineage: Eukaryota; Metazoa; Nematoda; Chromadorea; Rhabditida; Ancylostomatidae.